Aethina tumida (small hive beetle) is the source of this 705-nucleotide messenger RNA. Its product is annotated as E3 ubiquitin-protein ligase siah-1-like. Lineage: Eukaryota; Metazoa; Arthropoda; Insecta; Coleoptera; Nitidulidae. Gene Ontology annotation, cellular component: cytoplasm. Gene Ontology annotation, biological process: multicellular organism development; proteasome-mediated ubiquitin-dependent protein catabolic process. Gene Ontology annotation, molecular function: zinc ion binding; ubiquitin protein ligase activity; ubiquitin conjugating enzyme binding. The record is from RefSeq and is a predicted model, not a curated record. The coding region runs from base 1 to 705 and encodes 234 amino acids. The transcript has 2 exons.
AUGUAUGAUUUAAUCAGCGAAUUCAAGUGUGCCGUAUGCUUUGACUACAUGAAACCGCCAAUCCAGAUGUGCUUUGCCGGUCACAGCUGUUGCAGAUCCUGUUUCCGGCGUAUGAAUCAAUGUCCCGAAUGCAGAGGCAAAAAGAGCAAUUUCAGAAACUUGAACCUGGAAAGGAUAUUCUACAAACUCGACUUCCCCUGUCAAAACGAAGACAACGGUUGCGACUUCGUCGCCAAGGGAAUGAGUAUAAUGAAACACGAAGGUAAGUGCAGAUAUGUAAAUCUGCAAUGUCCGUUUACUACUUAUGGAUGCUCAUGGUCGGGAGCGUACCUUACAAUGGAGGACCAUUUAAGGGAUGCGCAUGAUUUCAAGGAUGAUAUUCCUGACAUUUGUGAUUUAGGGGGUCUCGACGAAGAAGCCAAUUGUUGGCGACAGGCGCUGAAGUUUGACGGACACUUGUUUCUACUUUGCGUAAUAAAGGCAGAUGAGUGUUUUUGGUUUGGGGUUUACUCGAUGAUCAACACUGAUAUUGAAUACAAUUAUAAAAUAACCUUCGUGAAUUUUAAGAAGAACAGGACGGCCCGUUUUAGCGGUAUUUGCUCAACUCACAGAAAAUACGCGACAGAAGAAUUUAACAGGCACAAUAUCCAGAGCGCACCUCAGAUGUUGAAAUCUUCAGAAAACCUCAUCAAACGGACGAUAUAA